GUGUGUAGGGUAGCCUGAGACAAAAGCAAAUUGUUUCGCGCCGAAAAGAAAAAGGAAAACAGAAAAAACGGAAGAAAAAAACACUAAACAAAUUACGCGUAACAACUGAUAUUUUGCCAAACAAUGUAUUAAACAACUUAAUUAAUUAAGAAUUUUGUGAGCUGGCAAACGGGAGCAACAGAGAGCAACUGAGAGAGAGAAGAAGCGUGAGAGUUCAGUGCGCGCGUGUGUGUGAGUGUGUGUUUGUGUGUGUGACGCUCCGCAAACCCGCCCCGCACCCCUGCAACAAAAACAAUGGCACCACAGAAAAAACGCGACAAAGAUAAUGCAGAUAGCGCUGCAGCCACUGCAUCCAAUGGACAUGGCCAUGGACUAACAACAAAUGGUGGUGGUGGUGCUGGUGGCCCCGGAGCAGCAACAGAUGCAGCAGGAAAUACAAGCACCACCAGCACCACAACGGGUGCCGCUACUGGAACUGCCGGAGCCACCGACAACAGCAAUCAAGUCAAACUCAAUGGACAUCAACAAGAGCAGGAACUCUUUUUGCAGGCAUUUGAAAAGCCCACGCAGAUCUAUCGCUAUCUACGGAAUCGGCAUGAGACAAAUCCCAUCUUCCUGAACCGAACACUCAGCUACAUGAAGGAGCGCAUGUCUAGGAACAACAAGAAAAGAGCUAACUUCAAGGUUAAUUCCAUACUAGGUGGCGUUCUACAAAAAUCUGAGGCGGUGUCACAAAACUACCUGCAUGUUAUCUAUGAUUCAUUGCAUGAGAAACUAAAAUCCCAGGAUUCAGAUGAGUUGCUGCAGGAGCAGUUGCUAUGCAAGGCCGGCGAAUCGGUAUGCGUUGAGACAACGCUCUACAAAAUAACACGAAGCAAACGCAAAGAUAGCACCCUGGAUUUUCAAGAGCUUCUGAGCAAGAGUUCACAAAUUAUAUACAAUCCCAAGAAUGGUAUUGGCGAGUAUGCCACCAUUAGUAUACCAUUGCAGACCAUGCGACCCAUGGGGGAACAGCAUACACUCUACAAGCUGCUCUUCCGUAUCAAAAUGAUGCCAGCAACUUCAGGGGGAGCCACUACAGCGCCAGCUGACCCCUGCAAUGAUGAGAAUUUAGCUUCACCACUGCCGCCACCACCGCCGUCGAAACGAUCUCGCCCCAAUGAGAAAAUGUAUGGCUCCGAGUUAAUAUUGUAUGAGAAAUCCACGGGUUUCAUUACCGAAGGCGAAUACGAGGCCAUGCUUCAGCCAUUGAAUUCCACAAGCAUCAAAUCCUUCUCACCAAAGAAAUGCACCUGGGAUGCAAUACCCGAUAGCUACAUUCCACUAUCGUUAACCUAUGAUGUCUAUCAGCAGAGUCCAAUGUUAAAAUUCCAUUUGACCCUAUCGAAUGAGCAAUUGCCGGAGAUUAUAGCGGCUCCUGAUUUGCAGCGUUAUGUUCAACAUGUUAGCGAGACGGCGGCGGUUGCUGCCCUUAAUCAUAAUAAUAAUAACAAUUGCAAUAAUAAUAACAACAAUAACAACAACAAUAAUAAUAAUAACAACAACUGCAGCAGCCUUAAAAAUGGCAAUAAAACUGCCUCCACAACAAACAACAAUAACAACAAUUCCUCGAGCAACCAGUUGGAGCAGCAAACCACACAAAUUGUCUACAAUUUUAUGUACAGCAAUAAUACGCGACAACAGACAGAAUAUACCCAGGAAUUGAAUUGUCCAUGGUGUGGUCUGGAUUGCUUGCGUCUAUAUGCCUUACUCAAGCAUUUGAAACUUUGUCAUGCCCGCUUUAAUUUCACCUACCAACCGGCCGGAACUGGAGCACGCAUCGAUGUUACAAUCAACGAUGCCUAUGAUGGCUCCUAUGCCGGUUCACCAUAUGAUCUAGCUGGACCAUCGGGCUCUUCAUUCGCCCGAACCUGCGGCCCAGUGCGACGCACUUCGGUGACCAGUUUAAUGGUCUGUCGUCCAAGGCGUCAAAAGACGUGCCUAGAUGAGUUUCUAGAACUGGAUGAGGAUGAUAUUAGCAAUCAGCGUUCGUAUAUAACCGGGCACAAUAGGCUAUAUCAUCAUACGGAGACCUGCCUACCCGUACAUCCCAAAGAGCUGGACAUUGAUUCAGAGGGCGAGAGUGAUCCUCUAUGGUUGCGGCAAAAGACCAUUCAAAUGAUCGAUGAAUUCUCCGAUGUCAAUGAGGGUGAAAAGGAGUUAAUGAAACUUUGGAAUCUUCAUGUGAUGCGUCAUGGAUUUGUGGGAGAUUGCCAAUUGCCGCUGGCCUGCGAGAUGUUCCUCGACGCCAAGGGCCAUGAGAUUGUCCGCAAGAAUCUCUAUCGCAAUUUCAUUUUACAUAUGUGCUCGCUGUUUGAUUACGGUUUAAUUGCUGCCGAAACUGUAUACAAGACUGUCCAGAAACUGCAGGGAUUGCUAAGCAAAUAUGCUGCCGGCCAGGAGCUAAUGCAGCGUCAACGUGAGUCUCAGCUCAAGUUUUGGCUUGAGGUGGGCAUGCAUAAGAAGCAGGAUGACCUCAAGACCUUGCCCAAGACCUCAUCGCCGCAAAAAUUAUCCGCCACAGCGGACAAUACAACUACCUCAACUACGUCGUCGUCCGCGACAUCGACUGGGUCGAAUGGAGGGGUGGCCACUAUGCAGCCACCUAAACGCAUGCCCGCAAAUCUCAAACGUGCUGCCGCGGCAGCAGCCGCUAAAACAGCGGCCCAAGAAUUGGCGGCAAGUGGCUCGUCACUAUCCUCAUCAUCCAGUGGCAGCAGCAACAACAACAAUAGCAAGAAUGUAGCCAAAAAGUCGGCAGAUCAACCAGCAUUAGGCGUCAGUUUGGCCAAUACCAGAGAGCGUCGUUCCGAUACAAGUCUGAAACGUCGCAGCACCAUAACGGGAGGACAUCUGGGCUCCAAUGAUGGCCAAAAGAAUAAUGCCAGCUCCUCGGGCAUUGUUACAUCCAAACGCAAAAUGAGUGCUAAAGAUAAUGCGGCGAUCAAUAAACGUCAGCGCUAUAGUGAGGGCAAUGCUGGAAAAUCUGCUGCUGCCGGAGGAGGAGGAGGAGGAGCUAGCCGCACCAACAACAGCAAUAAGAGCAACAAUCAUACACUGCCAGCAAGUAGUAAGCGCCUCAUUGACCGUAGACGAACCACAACCACGGAGCGUGGUGGAAGAUCGUCCUUAAACAAUACGAGUAGCAGCAGCAACGCAGCCGCCACUGGCGGAGGAGGUGGAGCAGGAGUACGUACACGGCUUUCCGUGCCGACGGCCAAGUAUGAGAGGCGCUGACGCAAGCGUCGACGACGACGUUGCUGUUGCUGCUGCUCGUAUUGAUAUGUUGCAACGACGAUGGUUAAUCGAUGGGGAUCUCAGAUCUUGCAAAAAUAAAACGUAAUAAGCCCAGCCAGGGCAAACUUAUGACUUAUAUUAAUA
Molecule: messenger RNA, 3420 nt
Organism: Drosophila willistoni
Lineage: Eukaryota; Metazoa; Arthropoda; Insecta; Diptera; Drosophilidae
Gene: Su(z)12
Product: polycomb protein Su(z)12
Exons: 6
Coding region: 295-3276 (993 amino acids)
Cellular component (GO): nucleus; ESC/E(Z) complex
Molecular function (GO): chromatin DNA binding
Source: RefSeq, a predicted model, not a curated record